GAAAAAAAAGACAGCCAAUCUCCUCCUAUAUUCUCGUUUUACCGUUUAUGGCAGCUGGUACACGGAAACCUUUAAAUAAGCCUACAAAGGCGGUCUUUGGAAAGAUAGACCAGUACUUCACCAGUAAGCCAUCCAGCAAGCCAUCGUCUUCUGAACCUGUGAAACGAGACCGGCCCAACGACGAAAAUGCAGAAACCGAUGAAAAUGAGGCGAAGCGACGUCCAUUAGGUCAAAAAGGAGGCCUCAGAGAAAAGAACAUGCGUCGCCCAUUAGCUAUGAUUCAAGGUUCCAGUGGUCCCUUGAAGGAUUCUACCAACACUGAACAAGCCAAGGAACGCACGCCCAUUUUCCAGGUUCUCAAAGACGAAGAUAUCGCGAAAGGGAUCACUGUUGCACAACCGCAAGCACCUCCUGCUGCUGCGACCACAGCUGCUGUCAGCGAAUUUUUCUCGUCACCGGAUCCACCACAAGCCAUGACCAACCCUUUGUCUAAUCGUCCCCUCCUUCGGCAUCGACCGGCAUUAUUGCGCCAUUCCUCCGUGGACGACCGACUGCUAUCAAAAACUCACGAAACGGACCACGAGCAAGAUAUCUCUCACGAUUCAAUAGAGCCAGUCAAAAAAAUGAAACCAAACGAUUCAAACGUUGGAGGCUCCCAAACGUCAUCUCAGUCUGAAGAUGUCAGCGAUCCACCUUACGAAGACAGAUACCGAUCUUUCUUCCAAGGCGACGAGGAUGAAAAUGACGACGACGAAAAUAAUGAAAACGAAGACGACCUUGAUGAUGACCCUUUCCUAAGCCGCGUCAAGCAACCAACCAAAUCGCAUCGUACUUUACAGAAUCUCAAACGUCUGACGAAAAGCAAGAAUGCAACAUUGUUGUAUAAUAGCGAGAAUGUAGUAGACGAAGGCUAUGAUGAGGAUGAUCCUUACAUCCUGAACUCCCCAAAAUUUCCGUUUUCUAUUCCAGCCGCCCGUUCCCCAUCGCCAUCGCCUGCCAUCGAGUUUUCCGUCUCCAGCAUGACUUAUCCUAUCGAAUUCAGUGGAUAUAUUGAAGAUGAAAAUGAAGAUUACCAGCAAAUACUAUCGCAUGAAGCAUCCCCCACCCGCUUCAAAAGCCCGCCCACCGAUUCAACCGUUCCCUACCCAUCUUUGCCUUCCGAUUUGUACGACACCCAUGAAGUUCUACCCGUCCCCAGAGGAAAAGACAUUAUCGAAAAAUUAGGUAUCACUUCACCGCAAAACGAUGAUGAUACUGCUCAACCGACCUCCCCCACAACUCCCACUCCCGAGUUGUGAUUAUGUAUUGCUACUCUCAAAAACUAGCACAAACUUAUCGACUGCUCCCCCUUUUCUUUUCCGUGUUAUUCUGAAUGCUAUCUUUUUUCCAUCUCCCUUUUUUUUUUCUCUUCUCCAUUGUAAUAUACCGUUCCGCUACUUUCAUCUCUUCCCUUUCUUUGGUUUUCAGACAUUCCAAAAACCUUUCUAGUAUAGCGGUCUCUACCUUCCUUGCACACUCAUCAACCGUACCAAAUAUAACGACGUCCAAUACGUGAAACCCAAAAAACAGAGAAACAGAAUUCUUUGGAGU
Molecule: messenger RNA, 1590 nt
Organism: Radiomyces spectabilis
Lineage: Eukaryota; Fungi; Mucoromycota; Mucoromycetes; Mucorales; Radiomycetaceae
Exons: 1
Coding region: 48-1298 (416 amino acids)
Source: RefSeq, a predicted model, not a curated record